This is a messenger RNA of Brassica napus (rape), 1667 nucleotides long. RefSeq names its product transcription factor TCP1. NCBI's taxonomy places the organism in Eukaryota, Viridiplantae, Streptophyta, Magnoliopsida, Brassicales, Brassicaceae. The coding region runs from base 448 to 1485 and encodes 345 amino acids. Gene Ontology annotation, molecular function: sequence-specific DNA binding; DNA-binding transcription factor activity. Gene Ontology annotation, biological process: regulation of secondary shoot formation. The record is from RefSeq and is a predicted model, not a curated record. Gene Ontology annotation, cellular component: nucleus. The transcript is spliced from 2 exons.
AAAUUGGUUGAGUUUGAGGUUAAUUUCCAGUAUAUAAUCGCAUUAACCAGUAUAGGAUCAGGAAUCGGAAACCCUAAAUAAAAUUUAAAUCCUAGGCUAAAGAAAUCAAAGUGUAAUUGAAACGAUAUAUCUAAAUCAGAUCCCAAAUCAUCUUUUGCAAGCAGAUCAGUUAAUGGACAAAAACUCAUGUCUUGGUCACUCUGCAGUUAACCAGUUUCUUGUUACACAUCUCUCUUAUACAUCCACCAUUAAUAUCUCUAUAGAUUUUCUUGUCUCGGUAUGAGAAUUGUACGCUUACUCUCUCUCUCCCUCUAUCUUUUUUUCUUUCUCUUUCCUCUUUUUAGCUGAUUCUCUCUUUUGAUGGUGUGAAAGUUGUUUCUGAAAGAAAACUAAAAUUAUUGAUUCUUGAUUCUUGUUUUAGAUUUGUGAAGCUGCUUAAGCUCGGUGAUGUCUUCUUCCAACAAUGAUUACAAUAAUGGUAACAAUGGAGUGUACCCUUUUUCUCUUUACCUUUCUCCACUAGCUGGCCAUCAAGACAUCAUCCGUAAUCCCUAUAAUCAUCAGCCAACACCAUCUCCAGGCCAAAUGGUAUCAGCAGUGCCUGAGUCUCUGAUCAACUACAUGUCGUUUAGCUCAAACCGUGCUGUGAAUCAGCAAGGGUUCGAGAUUCCUGAGGUGUCUAGAGAAAUCAAGAAGGUAGUGAAGAAAGAUAGGCAUAGCAAGAUUCAGACGGGACAAGGUCUUAGAGACAGGAGGGUAAGGCUUUCUAUUGGUAUUGCUCGCCAAUUCUUCGAUCUCCAGGAUAUGUUGGGGUUUGAUAAAGCCAGUAAAACAUUAGACUGGCUACUCAAGAAAUCAAGAAGGGCCAUCAAAGAGCUUGUCCAAGAAAAAAAGGUCAACACUGAUGAAGAUUUUGCAAACAUAGGAGGUGAAGUUGAAGAGGAAGAGGAUGAUGGAGAUAAGAGCUUUGUGUAUGGUUCAAGCCCUGAUUCUUUAGAAGAAGAAAUGGUAUGUGAGGUCAAGAAGGCACAGAAGAGAAAGAAGAAGAUUGAAUUGAGAAACAUAUCCUCAAAGGGAUCAAGAGCCAAAGCUAGAAGAAAGGCAAAGGAGAUAACAAGAGAAAUGACCUAUGAUCAUCCAGAAACCAUCUCCGAGAUCACACAAACUGAAACCAUGGACCCGCUCAAGAGGUCUACUAUCUUCAAUGAAGGAGAAGACAUGACACAUUCACUCUACAAGGAAGCAACCCAAGAGUUUGAUAGUCAAGAAUGUACCUUAAGCAAGGCCAAGGUCAAUCUUCCCACCAAUAUGGAUCAAAGUUACAACCAGCAUUAUGGGACGUUUAUGUUGAAAGAUCAGGGUUCUAGCAGCAAUUACAAUAAUAUUCUGCCUCAAAACUUGGAUUUUUAUUAUGAUCAAAACCCUUUUAUUGAUCAACCCUUUUGUGCAGUCACCAAGACGAAUUUCCCCAGGGGGUUUCCAUAAAUCUUGUUAUUUUCGGAGCAGUAAGCAUCAAAUUUAAACAUGUAAGGCAAAAUAAUCGUGUGUUCCUCUUGUAUAUAUAUUAUAUAUUAAAUCUUUAGUUAUCUGUGUUCUGGAGACAUGUUAUUUGAUUUAUGUGAGAUUGAUCAAGAUUUCCUUUUUAAGAUUCAGUUUGUCAACCUUCA